Molecule: messenger RNA, 315 nt
Organism: Chlorella variabilis
Lineage: Eukaryota; Viridiplantae; Chlorophyta; Trebouxiophyceae; Chlorellales; Chlorellaceae
Exons: 2
Biological process (GO): protein targeting to ER
Cellular component (GO): signal peptidase complex; membrane
Source: RefSeq, a predicted model, not a curated record
GUGGUGCUCAACCUGACGGCCGAUCUGCGCGGCGAGUUCACCUGGAACACAAAGCAGCUGUUUGUGUUUGUCAACGUGCUGUUCGAGACGGCAAAGAAUGCGCGCAACCAGAUGGUCAUGUGGAGCAGCAUCAUUGAGGACCAGGAGCAUGCGUUGCUCAAGCUGCCGGCGUUGCGGCCGCAGUACCCCUAUGCUGUCACCGACCAGGGCUUCAACCUGCGGGACCGCCAGUUCAACGUGACGGUGGCGUGGAACGUGAUGCCCAAAGUGGGGGCGCUCUACAUGCGGCAGCGCGCAUUUACAGGUCAGCCCUUG